AUGUGGUAUCUCCAUCUCUUGACAAAGAGAUUUAGAGGCCUGCGUUCGGGACAGGAGGAGCAGUCACAGCUUAUCGGUCUUGCUACCGAUCUUAGCAUGCUCCGCAUGUUUGAGACGUUCCUGGAGAGCAUUCCUCAACUCAUUCUGCAGGCUUAUAUCAUACUGGAGCACAACCAUCGCUCUAAUCUGCAAUACAUCAGCAUGGCCCUGUCUUUUCUCACCAUAGCCUGGGCCACGGUAGACUAUCGUCGCUGUUUACGGCAAUCUCUAACUCACCUUAACAACAUGCCUUCUGGAAUCCCAACAGUCGUAUAUCUGUCCUACAAAAUCUUUACCAUAACCCCUCGAAUCCUCAGCCUCACGCUCUUCAUCAUGCUCUCCACCUUCAGUAUUGUAACAAUGGCCUGCAUAUGGCUGUUGGGAACCAUCUGGGCAUUCUUGGAGGAGACCAGCUUCUGCACUUCACGAGCCCUUGAACAUCUUUAUCGAGCCGUUGUUGGAGUUAUUCUCAUGUUCACCUUCUUUAACAUUAAAGGAGAGAACACCAGAGUUCACAUGACAAUGUAUUACUUUUUAAAUGUGUGUCACAACCUUGCUGCACCCGUUUUGUUGUUUCUGCUCAAACCGGAAUCUGAGCGGACUGACUACUUCCUGCCAAUUAUAUUUUUUAUAUUAGUGUCAAAUUUAAUGGGCCUGGGUUUUCUGGGACUCUAUUACAGCCUCCUGCACCCUCGUGGACCUGGCAGAGAGGAAAUGGAAUGUUGA
Molecule: messenger RNA, 765 nt
Organism: Sinocyclocheilus grahami
Lineage: Eukaryota; Metazoa; Chordata; Actinopteri; Cypriniformes; Cyprinidae
Product: XK-related protein 9-like
Exons: 4
Coding region: 1-765 (254 amino acids)
Cellular component (GO): membrane
Source: RefSeq, a predicted model, not a curated record